AGCGCACGCCAUUUGAGUUCUCACAGCGUGACGUCAAACACCAGUCAAGCAACUAAAACGCUCCGCAUCCCGCGUGCCUUUCACCCGGGAUCUGAUAGCACAGCUCAAUGCAAAUGCGCUUAUAAGCAGGACCUUUCUCUCUCUUGCUGUUGGAUUUUAUAAAAUGGGACUAUUUGAUGCUCUUAGAGAUUUUAGUUUAUUGACAUGGCUAAGAGAAGAAAAACAGUCUCGGAGGUUGAUUCUGUUGAUCGUUUUUAUUGCUUUGCUGUUGGACAAUAUGCUGUUGACGGUGGUCGUACCUAUUAUUCCCAGCUACCUGUACACAGUGGAUGACGAAGCCUCCCAGGCAGCCCAGAAUCACUCCAUCUCCUCUCUUACCCCAACCGGCACUUUUCAGAGCAUCGUGUCUUUGUAUGAUAACUCAACACGCCUGACUGGCUUCAGUCCGCAAAUGAGCACGGCCAGCCUGUUGACCUCAGCCCCUCCUUCUGUCACCCCCCCUCAAAACCACUCCGAUUGCCCAAAAGCAGACGACCAGCUCCUGAAUGAGAACGUCAAAGUGGGUCUGUUGUUUGCAUCUAAAGCAACAGUACAGCUCAUCACCAACCCAUUCAUAGGACCUCUCACCAACAGAAUAGGCUACCAGAUCCCGAUGUUUGCUGGUUUCUGCAUCAUGUUUGUUUCAACGCUCAUGUUUGCGUUUUCAUCGAGCUAUACUCUGCUGUUUUUGGCCAGAUCUCUGCAGGGUGUCGGUUCCUCGUGUUCUUCUGUAGCAGGUAUGGGGAUGCUGGCUAGUGUUUACACAGACGAUGAGGAAAGAGGGAAUGCUAUAGGAAUUGCCUUAGGAGGUCUAGCAAUGGGAGUUUUGGUUGGCCCUCCAUUCGGCAGUGUCAUGUAUGAAUUUGUCGGUAAGACGGCCCCGUUCCUCAUCCUGGCUGUGCUUGCAGUUCUAGAUGGAGCUCUGCAACUCUUUGUAUUUCAGCCAUCAAAGGCUGAACCAGAGACCCAGACAGGAACUCCACUGUUGACCCUCAUGAAAGAUCCUUACAUUCUCAUUGCAGCAGGUUCCAUUUGUUUUGCUAACAUGGCUAUUGCUAUGCUGGAACCAGCCCUGCCCAUCUGGAUGAUGGAAACAAUGUGUCCAAGGAAAUGGCAGCUAGGGGUUGCAUUCGUGCCAGCCAGCAUCUCAUAUCUUAUAGGGACCAACAUCUUUGCCGUUCUGGCUAACAAAAUGGGGAGAUGGCUGUGUUCACUCAUCGGUAUGCUGCUAGUUGGUCUCAGCAUACUCUGCGUGCCUUUUGCAAAAGACAUAUACGGACUCAUUGUGCCAAACUUUGGAGUUGGAUUUGCAAUCGGUAUGGUGGACUCUUCAAUGAUGCCCAUCAUGGGUUAUCUAGUAGAUCUGAGGCAUGUGUCUGUGUAUGGUAGUGUGUACGCUAUUGCUGAUGUUGCGUUCUGCAUGGGCUUUGCUUUAGGUCCAUCAGCAGGUGGAGCGAUCGCACGGAGUAUUGGCUUCCCAUGGCUCAUGACCAUUAUUGGUGUGAUCGACAUCCUGUUCGCUCCACUAUGUUUUUUCCUGCGAAAUCCUCCUGCCAACGAGGAAAAGAUGGCCAUUUUGAUGGACUCGAGCUGGUCAAUGAAGACGCGUUCCUACUCCACCCAGGGCUCCAGCUACCAAAUGGGUGACGAUUUGGACCCCGAGAGCCCUGAAUAAGCCCCGUCACUGCCAGCGCCCAUGUAUGUCAACUUGAGCAUCUAUUUUGUUGUAUGAAAGAGAAAAACAACAGACUUUAAAGAAAACCACAAUGCCGAUAUGUAAAAAUAUCCGAUACCUGUCCCACGCUUGUCCUGUGGCUCUGAUGGUCAUGCUCUACUGAAGCAAACCAAAGCUGUUCUCAUUAAUGUUUGUUCUCAGUGGGAGAAAUGAAGUAUCUACCCAACAGCCUUAUCAAUAUGCAUAACACUUGCAUGUGAUUCGAGAGCAGGAUUUGAAGAUAAAGAGAAGCAAACAUUAACUAGACUUUCAUUGGGUGUAACAACAUUCUUCAGUUUUUUUAAUGAAAAGUUCAUUUAAGGUGUGAAAAUGAGUAGUUGAUAUAUAAUGGAGGAAUCAGUUAUAAAACCGGUUUCAUUCAAUAUGACUUUGUGGACAGAUAUGUACAGGAUAUUUAUUGUUUGUUUGUGAUGAGUGGGAAAAAUGUGGUCUUCAUGUAUCUAUUGGUCCUGUUGAAGUCUCUUUUCAUAGGCGUAAAUGUCAGGUUCAUUCGAGUUAGAUUACUUUACAACUUUACUACCUUGAAAUGGGCCUUAACACGUUUUUAUUUAUUUUUUAUCAGGUUAGAAUUAACAACAUAAUAUCUCAUAAUAGCUGAAGUUUUUUUAGGUAAAUUUAAAUUUGGUAAAUUAUUUGAUUCCAUUGCUGUUUUGGUUUCAAAUCAUUUUUGAGCAUGUGAAGUCCAUAAGCUGGUCAAGUGAUAUCUUGCAUUGGUGUGCAGACCCUACGCGUAACAUUAUUAUCAUGUUUUUUUUAUUUAUUUUAUUUCUGACAGCAUUAGAUAAUCAAGCAGAAAGUCUUAUCGUUUUUGGAAAUGUUAUACUUGUGUGACUUGGGUGAUGUUGACAAAAAUCAUUGUACUGUAAUGAACAAUGAGCCAUGCCUAAAUAUUACCUACACAUGGUGACGAACUGUUUCAGUUUAGUUAAAGAAAAAUAAAUUAUUGCUGUAAAGCAUCCAGAUACUUAAGGUACCUUAGAUUCUAUUUUAUUUUUGAAGUGUAUAAAGUAUACAGCAUAUAUCUAUAUUUUAGUAAGUCAUUUAAAAAUGUGCGUUCAUUUGUAGAGAACGUUUUAAUAUUCUUCUUUCCCAAUUUGUCACAUCUAAUUUCCUUUUGAAUUAAACCAAUAUUUUUAUUAAUUUUCCAGGGGCAUGAAUAGCUUAAUUCUCCACACUCUCGUUCUCACUAGGACGGUACCUUUUAAAAAGUCCUAAUAUGUAUUAUUUUGGUACAGAUAUGUACUUUUGAGGAACCAGGUACCAAUAUGCACCUUUUACGUACAAAAGUGUACAGGUUGUUGCUUAUCAGCAGCAUGGUGUACCAGUUUUUAUUAGCAAACAAUUUUUAUGCCUUAAAAUAUAAGUGUUAGCCUGAAUGUCCAUUGUUUUUUCACAAUUCAAUAACAAACACAUUAUCAUGGGCAACAUUUCAUAUUCUAAAAAUAAAUUCAAGAUAGCUUAAGAUCCAACAAUGUUCAAAUCCUGCUUUUCCUUACCUUAUAAACUGAUAGAAAAGCAAUUUCAAUUGGGAUGAAAACAAACUGAUUGGCCUUAUGAUUCCUUGCUGUAAAAUACCAAGCAAAUAGAUCUUCAUAUUGUUCAGAGCCCAUUUAUUUUCUGUGGCAUCUAUGUACUGUGGAAAACAUGUUUUUUAUUGCCCAUAGGAAAAUAAAAUCAUUUCACACACAUCAUGUUUUCCUCUGGAGCUACAAUCAAUUUAUUGCAACAAUUUUGACCAAAACUGGCCUUUGAUAUAAACCAUUUUAGCUCAACUUGAAGUACAAGGACAACUAGAGCUUUUUUGUGUUAGAUGGGGGGGAUGAGAUCCUUCUAUUAAUCCUCUGUCAUUAAAAGUGCAAUUGCUAUAUGGACAGACCAAAUGCAUGCGAGUCAGCAGACAGAAUUGACCAGGUAUAACUUGAUUUACCAGAGAUUUGCCAGUGUUAACUAACCCCAAAUCACCUGAACCAUUUAAAAGGUACAAAAUACACGUGAUACACAACGCUCAAUCAGAAUGAUAAAUGUCUUGCUAAGUUAUUGAUUUGCACGCUUUUAUCCCUCUUUGUAAUUACUUAUAAUUAAGUUACAUGUCUUUUUUUAUUAAAGAUUCGUGUAUAUGUGCCAAUGUCAGUGUGUGCCUUUAGACUGGUAUGUCUUGUGUUUGAACUAUAUCAUGAGGUUCAGUUGAUGGUUUUGUAUCCAGUGUUUCAUCAGGUGGUCAUCAGCUUUAGAGCUGUGUGGGUAAUGUGUAUGACUGCAAUGGAAAAAUAAAUGUUUAAUAAGACCUA
Molecule: messenger RNA, 4062 nt
Organism: Paramisgurnus dabryanus
Lineage: Eukaryota; Metazoa; Chordata; Actinopteri; Cypriniformes; Cobitidae
Source: RefSeq, a predicted model, not a curated record